AUGUCUGUUCGUGCUCGCCUCCUCGCUUCUGCACAGGCCCUCUGCGACGCCUUCGCUAGCCAGGCCACCCUCGAUGACCUCCUCUCACACUUCUCUACCACCCACCAGAUCACCGUCAUCGAGUAUGGCGAGCCCUGUCUAGCACCGUUCCUCGGACGCCCCUUCACGGGCCGCAGCGGACCUACUUCCGUCUCCACCUACUUCUCCCUUCUCCAGAAGUACCUCAAAUACGAGAACAUGUCGUUCUCAGAGUGGGUCGUGGACACAGAGUCCCGCAAAGUGUGCACCAAGGGAAGCGCGAAGUUUACAUGGAUUGAAGGCGACGGCGAGGGCCAGGCUUGGGACGAAGAGUUCGUCUAUGUCCUUGACUUUGACGACGAGGGCAAGGUCACAGACUACAAAGUCUGGGCAGACUCAGGGGCUGCGUAUCUUGCUCGACAUGGCGAGCUGAGUACGAAGAGAAAGGAACUUGAAGCAUUGCAGAAAUAA
Molecule: messenger RNA, 489 nt
Organism: Fomitopsis serialis
Lineage: Eukaryota; Fungi; Basidiomycota; Agaricomycetes; Polyporales; Fomitopsidaceae
Exons: 2
Coding region: 1-489 (162 amino acids)
Source: RefSeq, a predicted model, not a curated record